CUCAGUCGGAAAACAUGUUGUGAUAGCAAAGUAGUGAUAACAAACAAUUUUGAAUUUUGAAAAAGAAUUUUGAGUCGAAGGUGAUUUUAUGAUUUAUGAUUAAAUAACUGUACGUGUUUUUAAACUUCAGUCCAUUUUUUUGAUUUGACUACCAUACGAACAUUUCGUGAAAUACUCGGUCCUCGAAGAGAUUCCAGCUCGUAAAACGAUUCGGUUGAAAAUUCAAGGUUUCACGUAAAUCCUUCUAUCAUAGACGUACUAAUUUCUAGCGAAUGAUUUAUAUUAAAAAACUAAUGCAGCUUUGAAGUGAAACUUUCGAAGCUUGGUAGGAUUCAAUGAUCUUACAUUUUACCUGAUGAGUGGAGUCUUUUUUCUCCAAAUAAUUCAAACUUCAAUAAUUUGCAUCUUAGCAACUGAAUAGAUUGUUCGAAGUAACGUUUUGUAAAACGCAGAAGUUGAGAUUCUAUUUUGUUGGGUUGCUUUACAAUUUCGUAUGUUUUCAAGAAUGACUUCAAACAGUUCGAUGAAGAUGCUCUUUCGGAUGUAAAUGCUCAUUAAAGAAUAAUUUCGCGCAGGGUUUCUCAAAGUUCUAAUCUUUAAACAGUACUCCAGUACUUCAUAGAAUUUUUUCGUAGAAAGCAGCUGCAUCAUUCGAGUUUCAAGAUGUUUCCCAUCUUAAGAGGUCGUGCUCAUCUCUCGAAGAAAUUAUAUUUAAUCUAUAGCGGUAGAGUCACGAAAACACUGCCCAAUUUACAAAGUUAUGUUGAUUUUUCCAAAAACAUUUCUCACGCACAAAAAGGUGGCAGCUCGCGAGAUCAUUGUGAUUCUUCAAAGCAGGUGCUUCAUACUUAUAAUGAUAUUUUAAAACCAGUAUCUUUCAGUUUUCCAACCCAUCCCAAUUUUUCUCAAAAAUCGCGAUACAAUCACACAAAAAGCGAAACGAAGCUAUUUUCUACUUAUCAAAAACACUACGAUUUUUCAAAAAAGUUGUCUUCCGCAAGCAAAGAUGAGAUGGAUCAGAUAAGCACUCUGGUUGAAGAAUGGACAAAGCGUUACGAUUAUUUGGGCAAUCUCGAUGCCUAUGUUUUCUGCGGUACUUUGAAUACUCUAUCAAGAUUUAAUGUUUUUGACAAGAAAUGGAGUAAGAAAGAUCAAGAAAACUUCAAAGAAUUGAUUGUUAAGAUAGUAAUAAACGCGAAUCAAUUAUUUGACACGAAUCGUCAAUCUGCUUAUAAAUUAAAACCGUGGCAAAUCGCAAAUACCUUGAACUCACUGUCCGGUUGGAAUGUGUUAAGAAAAGAUAUCUGGAACGUUACCAUUCAAGUGUACGGUAAAGAAGUAAGCGAAGUCCAGCUGUUCAAAUCGCUCAUCGUUAAACUAAUCCAUCAGGGAAACAGUUUACUAGAUCCUAGAAACAAAACAGUCGAUCACUUUGAUUUUCAUGCUGUAGCCAACAGCUUGAAUGCUUUGUCCAAAUGGCACAAGAAUGAGUUGCAAGGAGCAAGCGAGUUCAUUGUUCAAUUAAUGAAACAAGGUUGUGCGGCGGCUAGUGGAUUCGCUUCUACGCAACAUCAUACGGAAGAUGAAAAACAUACUUGUAUGGGAGUCGUAAAAACCUUGAAAGCUAUGUCUAAAUUGCACAGCGAGGAAUUACAAGGAUCUAGAGAGUUUGUCACUCAAGUACUUGUGAAAGGAACUUCACUCGCUAAUAAGUUCAACUCUAUAGAAAUCGCCAACUGUCUAAACGCCUUAUCGAAAUGGAACAUUAAUGAUUUUCCAGAAGCCAGAGGGUUCAUCGUUCUGCUGAUCAAACGAGGGAAUGCAAUUAUCGAUCAAUUUAGCUGUCAAGGAAUCUCCAAUUGUUUGAACGCUUUGUCCAAAUGGAAUAUCAACGAAUUACAAGGCUCUAAGGAAUUCAUAUCUGGGUUAGUUAAACGUGGAAGUGCUACGGCCAAAGGAUUCCAUGCUCAAGAAGUUUCCAAUAGUUUGAACGCGGUGUCCAAGUGGAAUAUCGAUGAAAUACAAGGAACUCGGAAAUUUAUUGUCGAGUUGGCAGAAUGCGGAAAUCUAACAAUCGAUAUGUUUAAUUCGCAAGAAAUUUCCAAUGCUUUGAACGCCUUUUCGAAAUGGAACAUCGAUGACUUCAAAGGCGCUAGAAAAUUCAUCAAUAAGCUAAUUGAACGAGGAAGUUCUACGAUCGAUGGAUUUGGUUCUCAGGCAAUUGCCAACAGCUUGAACGCUCUUUCGAAAUGGAAUAUCGAAGAGUUUCGAGAAUGCAAAGAGUUCAUCACCAAUUUAGUUCAACGAGGCAGCGCAACAACAGGUGCAUAUCGUUCUCAAGAGAUAGCCAGCUGCUUGAACGCUUUAUCCAAGUGGAAAAUAGACGAGUUGCCUGGAACUACAGAAUUCAUUGUUCAGUUAUUAAAACAAGGCAGUUCUACGGCUUUUGAAUUCGACUCUCAAGGGAUCUCAAAUUGUCUAAACGCUGUAUCCAAGUGGGAUAUCAACCAGUUUCGAGGAUCUAAAGAUUUCAUUGUUCAGUUACUCAAAAAAGGUAUUACAAAGAGCGGUGAAUCUAAACCUCAACAUAUAGCUACGAGUCUGAAUGCUUUAUCUAAAUGGAAAAUAGACGACGAAUUACCCGGAGCUAGAGAAUUCAUAGUCAAGUUGAUACAAGAAGGGAGCUCGACAGUGGACAGAUUCGAUUCUCAGAAUAUUGCCAACAGUUUAAAUGCGUUGUCCAAAUGGAGUAUAAACGAAUUCGAAGGAAGCAGGGAGUUCAUUAUGCAGCUCGUGAAACGUGGAAAUUCAACAAUCGAUUCGUUUGAUUCUCAAGCCACCUCGAAUUGUUUAAACGCUCUUUCUAAAUGGAAAAUCAACGAAUUCGAAGGAUCAAACGAGUUCAUCGUGGAGCUGAUAAGACGUGGAAAUUUACUCGUCGACGAAUUCGAUCCUGUGGAAAUUGCAGGCAGCCUGAAUGGUCUGUCGAAAUGGAACAUCGAUGAUUUUCAAGGUGCUAGAGUGUUCAUCGAUCUAUUAAUUGAACGAGGUUGUUCAACAGUUAACGAAUUCCAACCUCAACAAAUCGCCAGCAGUCUGAAUGCCUUUUCUAAAUGGAAUAUAAAUGAAUUCCGAGAAGCUAGAGAAUUUAUUGUUCGAUUAAUAAAGCGAGGGCAUUCAACAGUCGACAAGUUCAAUUCUCAAAGCCUCGCUAAUAGUUUAAAUUCCCUAUCCAAUUGGAAAAUCGACGAAUUCGAAGGAUCAAAAGAGUUUAUCAUGGAGCUGAUAAGAUGUGGAAAUUUACUCGUCGACGAAUUCGAUCCUCCAGAAAUAGCAAGCAAUCUGAAUUGUCUGUCGAAAUGGAACAUCAGCGAUUCUCAGGAAGCUACAAUGUUCAUGGAUCUAUUAGUUAAACGAAAACGAGAUUCUUAACAAAUCACGAAUUCCAACCUCAAGAAAUCGUCGACAGUCUGAAUGUCUUGUUCAAUUAGGUAGAAUAUUGAUGAAUUUCGAGGAACUAAAAAAUUUAUUGUCCGAUUAAUUGAACGUAUGGGGGGGGGGGGGGGGUAAAAUUGAAAUAUGAAACAUAUUUUAAAUGUCUAAAAAUGAAGAAUUGUUUCUGUUCUGUUCGAAUAGUUCUUAAUCGCCUGUGUUUUAUUUUUAUAGUGUAUGUAUGUACUUUGUAAAUAUGUAAUUUUCAAAUGUUCGUUUUGUUAUGUUUUUUUUUAAAUUUUUUUUUUUUUUAUUUCUGAAAAUCUUGUUUGAGUACCUACUUAGUAAUGUGGAGAAAUGCAGAUCUUUUAGUUUGAAGAAAUAUUGGAUUCAAAGAAGUAUUAUGACUGGGUAGCAUUGUCUAGGUAUAUUUUAGUUUUUAAGCUGUGAUUUAGGUUCGAAAAUUCCUUUGGUAAAACGUGUUACUUUUUGAUUUUAAAGGAAUUGCUAUUUAAAACUAAAAUAUCAAACACAUGUAAAAUGUACAAAAAUUAAGGUUUCUUCUGUGAUUUUCAUAGCGUACCUACUUGUAUAUUAUGUAAUAUAAAUUUCAGAACUUUGUAUUUUGUUUCUAUUCAUUCAAUUGUUCGUUUCAUUAUCUUCUUUUUUUUUAUUGUUUUGCAUUUUCCGGAUGUAAUUUUCAAUAAAUCGAUUAAGAUCGGAA
This is a messenger RNA of Planococcus citri (citrus mealybug), 4156 nucleotides long. RefSeq lists its product as uncharacterized. Gene Ontology annotation, biological process: chloroplast rRNA processing; regulation of mitochondrial mRNA stability; mitochondrial RNA processing. The transcript has 4 exons. The record is from RefSeq and is a predicted model, not a curated record. NCBI's taxonomy places the organism in Eukaryota, Metazoa, Arthropoda, Insecta, Hemiptera, Pseudococcidae. Gene Ontology annotation, molecular function: RNA binding. Bases 664 to 3432 code for a protein of 922 amino acids. Gene Ontology annotation, cellular component: mitochondrial matrix; ribonucleoprotein granule.